UCAGUGCUCCACUCUGUUUAUGGUUUUAAGAAAGUAAGGGAGACAAGAGCCAAGUAAGAAGCAGACAGAGAAUAAUGGUCUAUGGUGGGCAAUCAUGAAGAACAGCAGCAACCACAGCUACAGAGAAGAAGAUCAGCCUAAGAAAGAGAGUCCUUUCUCAACCAUGGACUCCAGAUUCAACCAAACCCUCCGAAAUGUUCAAGGGUUGCUCAAAGGUCGUACAAUUCCCGGUAAAAUAUUGUUAACUAGGAGAUCAGAUCCCGUAGAUGAUUUAAGCUCACAAGAAAACUCCCCAAGUUAUCAGAGGAGCUUCUCAUCCAAUGAUGCUGGGACAAGUGACCGUAUGGAGAAGGCAGUAAGGGAAGAAGACCAGACCCCAAGCAAGCCAAAUAGUAAUGCAAAUGCAAGCAAGUUAAAAUCAUCAACCUUACAGCCUGAGAUUACUGUCAAAGAAAUUCAAAAAUCCACCAUGGGUGCUAGAGCAACUGAUUCAGCAAGGCUCACAAAGUUCUCAAAGGUGCUGUCAGGAACGACAAUUAUACUAGAGAAUUUGCGUGAAUUAGCUUGGAGUGGUGUGCCACCCUAUAUGCGUCCAAGUGUGUGGAGACUUCUUUUGGGAUAUGCACCACCUAAUUCAGAUAGAAGGGAUGGAGUUCUGAGAAGGAAGCGCCUUGAGUAUCUGGACUGUGUUUCUCAGUAUUAUGACAUCCCAGAUACUGAGCGUUCAGAUGAUGAAAUCAACAUGCUUCGCCAGAUUGCUGUUGAUUGUCCAAGAACUGUACCGGAUGUCUCUUUUUUCCAACAAGUGCAAAUUCAAAAAUCCUUGGAGCGUGUCCUUUAUACAUGGGCUAUACGGCAUCCUGCAAGUGGAUAUGUUCAGGGAAUAAAUGAUCUUGUUACACCAUUUCUAGUUGUUUUCUUGUCAGAAUACUUGGAAGGGAGUGUAGAAAGUUGGUUAAUCUCUGAUCUAUCUCCAGAUAAACUAUCUGAUAUAGAGGCUGAUUGCUAUUGGUGCCUGUCAAAGUUACUUGAUGGUAUGCAAGACCAUUACACAUUUGCUCAACCAGGAAUCCAGAGGCUUGUGUUUAAGCUGAAGGAAUUGGUUCGACGGAUAGAUGAACCUGUUUCUAAACAUAUGGAGGAACAAGGGCUGGAAUUUCUUCAAUUUGCUUUCCGCUGGUUCAACUGUCUAUUAAUACGCGAGAUCCCAUUCCACCUUGUUACUCGCUUGUGGGACACCUAUCUUGCAGAAGGAGAUGCGCUGCCAGACUUCCUUGUGUAUAUAUUUGCCAGUUUUCUUUUAACGUGGUCAGAUGAGCUUCAGAAGCUUGAUUUCCAAGAGUUAGUGAUGUUUCUUCAACAUCUUCCAACGCAAAACUGGACUCACCAAGAACUUGAGAUGGUGCUUUCAAGAGCCUACAUGUGGCACAGUAUGUUCAAUAGCUCUCCUAGCCAUUUAGCAAGCUAAGGGAGGAAAUUGUGACAGCCAGUGUGUGGUCUGGUCUGCUUGGGUUCUAACUUCCCUUGUUGUAUUUUAAUCUCAAGUUGUUGUUGAUGUUGUAUAUCUGUCCUCUCAUCGUGGAGAGGGACUUCUGUGGAUCGUGUACUUGUAAUAUUGCACUUCCAAGUGCUUCUUUGUAGACUUGCAUUUGACUUUGAGUGGAGAAAGAAAAGAACAGCUAUUUCAAUUGUAUAACAAUUUUUGCCAUAAA
Molecule: messenger RNA, 1712 nt
Organism: Humulus lupulus (European hop)
Lineage: Eukaryota; Viridiplantae; Streptophyta; Magnoliopsida; Rosales; Cannabaceae
Product: GTPase-activating protein GYP1
Exons: 10
Coding region: 95-1468 (457 amino acids)
Biological process (GO): activation of GTPase activity
Molecular function (GO): GTPase activator activity
Source: RefSeq, a predicted model, not a curated record